Messenger RNA from Physella acuta, 693 nucleotides. RefSeq lists its product as uncharacterized. The record is from RefSeq and is a predicted model, not a curated record. Lineage: Eukaryota; Metazoa; Mollusca; Gastropoda; Physidae.
AUGGGAGCUGGUACAGGCGGUCAAUGGGAGCUGGUGCAGGUGGUCAAUGGGAGCUGGUACAGGUGGUCAAUGGGAGCUGGUACAGGUGGUCAAUGGGAGCUGGUACAGGUGGUCAAUGGGAGCUGGUACAGGUGGUCAAUGGGAGCUGGUACAGGUGGUCAAUGGGAGCUGGUACAGGUGGUCAAUGGGAGCUGGUACAGGUGGGUGGUCAAUGGGAGCUGGUACAGGUGGUCAAUGGGAGCUGGUAGAGGUGGUCAAUGGGAGCUGGAACAGGUGGUCAAUGGGAGCUGGUACAGGUGGUCAGUGGGAGCUGGUAGAGGUGGUCAAUGGGAGCUGGUGCAGGUGGUCAAUGGGAGCUGGUACAGGUGGUCAAUGGGAGCUGGAACAGGUGGUCAGUGGGAGCUGGUAGAGGUGGUCAAUGGGAGCUGGUGCAGGUGGUCAAUGGGAGCUGGUGCAGGUGGUCAAUGGGAGCUGGUACAGGCGGUCAAUGGGAGCUGGUACAGGUGGGUGGUCAAUGGGAGCUGGUACAGGUGGUUAAUGGGAGCUGGUAGAGGUGGUCAAUGGGAGCUGGUACAGGUGGUCAAUGGGAGCUGGUACAGGUGGGUGGUCAAUGGGAGCUGGUACAGGUGGUCAAUGGGAGCUGGUACAGGUGGUCAAUGGGAGCUGGAACAGGUGGUCAGUGGGAGCUGGUAG